Penaeus indicus is the source of this 4909-nucleotide messenger RNA. RefSeq names its product TRPL translocation defect protein 14-like (gene Ttd14). The coding region runs from base 114 to 1652 and encodes 512 amino acids. NCBI's taxonomy places the organism in Eukaryota, Metazoa, Arthropoda, Malacostraca, Decapoda, Penaeidae. Gene Ontology annotation, biological process: photoreceptor cell maintenance. The transcript is spliced from 12 exons. Gene Ontology annotation, molecular function: phosphatidic acid binding; phosphatidylinositol binding; GTP binding. The record is from RefSeq and is a predicted model, not a curated record.
CCUUCCUUACACCAGUCAUACCAUGGACGUCUGCUAGUAAACGUCAGAAAGAGAGAUAAAAGAGAGACAAGAAGAAAAGAAACCCUCUGCUUCCAGUGGCGGUUUUUUUUGCAAUGGCUCACUCCACGAUGAAUGGACAUCACCCUUUGAACAAGAUGGUGUACAAAUUGGUCUUGACGGGAGGUCCGUGUGGAGGCAAGACGACGGGCCAGUCCAGACUCUGCACCUUCUUUGAGAACCUUGGGUGGAAGGUGUACCGAGUUCCAGAGACAGCCACUCUUUUGUUAAGUGGAGGCAUAAAGUUCAGUGAUUUAUCAGAGGACGAUGCUGUGGUCUUUCAAGAAAACCUCCUAAAGUCCAUGAUGCAGAUUGAGAACACCUUCUUCUCGCUGGCUGAGUCCUGCUCAAAGAACUGCCUCGUUAUCUGUGACCGCGGCACAAUGGACGCCUCUGCUUUUAUACCUCAAGAACGCUGGGAGGAGAUCAUGAAGAAGAAUGGAUGGAACCCAGUGGACCUGCGAGACACUCGUUACAACCAAAUCCUUCACAUGGUUUCUGCUGCUAAUGGUGCUGAAGCUUUCUAUAGUACUGAGGACCAUGCUUGUAGGAGUGAGAAUAUGGAUCUUGCCCAGAGACUGGAUAACAAGGCUGCUGAGGCUUGGGUUGGACAUCCCUAUUUUGAUGUCAUUGACAACUCAACAGAUUUUGACACUAAGAUGCGUCGAAUGAUAAGUGUGGUUUGUCAGAAGCUUGGUGUAGACACAGGUGACAGAUUGAAGACCAAUGCCCGCAAACUUAAAUUCCUCGUCAAGGGACCAUUGCCUGAUGAUGGUCUUUUCCCAACCUUCCAGGACUUCAGUGUCGAGCAUAUAUAUCUUCGCACAAACUCUCGGAAGAUGCAGGCUCGGCUCAGAAAACGAGGCAAAAAUGGCCAUCACAGUUACACACAUACUAUUCGCAAGCCAGAACAGUUGGGGCAGAUUGUAGAGGUUAAGACAGCUAUUAGCCAACGAGACUGGAACAACAUGUCAGCUCAAGCAGAUGAACACCACUACCCCAUUUACAAGAUCCGUCGGUGCUUCCUUCACAACAACCAGUAUUUCCAGCUUGACAUUUACCAGAAGCCUUGCCACCAAAGGUGUGAAGGCCUUAUCCUGUUGGAGACCUACUCCACCCUCCCCUCAGAGGAACUGCAGCGCCGUCUGCCGUCAUUCCUCAACAUUGAAGCCGAAGUAACUGGCAGACCAGACUACUCGAUGUUCAACCUAAGUCUCCGUGAUGAAUGGGGUGUUACCAACAAGUUCUGUGUCAACAUCGCAGAGGAGGAUGACGUGAGUGCCUGUGGCUCGUGUCCAGGCUCGGGACUGGACAUGCACCUCCACAAAGCGAGACCAUUGGCCGCCACCACCAAGCUCUCUUUCUCGCAUCAGGCCAAUCUAGACUCUGCGGGCAAGUUCACAUCGCUGUCCCCUCCCCCCUCGGAAAUGGUGAACAAUAAUAGAAAAGACAUUAUCUUGACAUCGGAUCUUAUGAUCAAGAGUGUUGAAGAGGCUCAUGACAGUUUUAUCACCAAUGGGAUGGAGGUGGACUCUCCCAUUAACAUAAUCAAUGGACCAGUGAAGGUAACAAAUGGGUUCUUCCCAGAGCACUGACCAUGGGGUGAUGAUUGUUUUUUCACCCUUUUAAAGAGUUUGAGGUUCAGUCCAUUAUUGGGCAUAUUAAAGAGCAAUUAUUUAUUCUGUUUCCUUUCUCACUUUUCUUUUUCUUUUUUUUUAUUUUGUACUGACUAAACAAAGACUAAACAAAGAAAGUGCAUCUGACAUUUCAGAUGAGGAAGGAAACUUUAGGUAUUAAUAUAUAUUAAGGACAGAUAGUGACAUUUUUUCUCUUUUUUUGUAUUUAACCAUUCACGAGCAUUGGAAUUCCACAGAGCAGAAAUGAAACACUGAACAUUUUUCAAAUCAUUUACAAAUUUUUGGUGAAAUAUGUUUUAUGCAGUGUAACAUUGUCUGCAUAACCACAGUUUACCAGUGAAGAAGGAUAAGAUACUUUAAGUUAUAUAUAUACACAAAAUUUUUCUUGUAUUUCUUGCCAAUGCUUAUUCCAUACAGAAAUAUAAAGUCUGCAAUAAAAAAAAAAAAAAAAUGGUCUUUGUAAACACAGGAAACUGCAUUAAUUGAUGGGAAAAUGGGAAAAUGUGCAGUGAUAUGACAGACACAGGUAUUAUGAACAUGCUGGAGCAUUUAUACAAGUUCCUGUAAUUUACAGAAAUGAAAUAUACAUAGAAAAAUGUUGAAAAUAAGAAACUAGUGCCAGUAAAGGGAUUUUCCUACUAACCCAUCUAAGAAGUUAAAGGUGUGAUAUUUAUAUUUUACAGGCAACCUAAGAGGAGAUGAAAAAGAGAGGUUAUGUUGCUGUAUUAUGUGCCUUACCAGUCCUAAGAGUAGAAAUAAUGAGUAUGUAUAGAUUACUAUAAACAGGUAAUUAAAAGAGUCAUGAGUUAACAGGAUCUUUCCAAAAUUUGAUGUAUUGAUCUGAAUGACAGGAAGAGAUGUAUCAAGUUAUCUAGGUGCAUUUUGAGCACAGUUUAGUUAUUAUUAGUGCCCUACUGACUAUAGUUUUCAUCAAACUUGACAUGUAAUUGUGAGUGCAUUUGAAAUUACGGGUAGCUUCUUCAAAUGAGAUUUUAUGUAAAUAUGUACAUUGUUUAAUGCCAUAAAAGAUGCUAUGUUAUCCUGGUUAGGCUUUUUCUUUAUAAGAAAAUUGAAGUAGAAAUAUCAUAAAAGUGAAAGGAAUCAUUUGCAAGUAAUAAGUGAAAUUUGCUUUCAUGAUUGAUAGAUUAGAGCACCAAAAUGACAGUUACAGUGGCAUUAGUAGAAUAAGAGAUUAUAUGCCAUCUCCUCAGAGGUGAGGGCCAGCCAUAAUUUUCUUAUGUGAUAUGACUGCUCAUUAGGUAGAUUUUAAAUUGACUAAAGAAAUUCAUUCUCAGAGGAUGAGGAUGUUGUAAAUAAUUUUUAAUGGAUAGAUUUUUUUUUUUACUUGGUUAAAUAUCCAUGAGAUUAAGUAGCUUUAUUUAUGCUCUCACAAUUCUUUAGCACAUAUGUGUGUGACUUAAAUAUUUUGAAACUAUAACAAAACCUGGAGAAUUACUUGGUUUAUUUUGGUUUUCUGUAAAGAUCUACAGAGGAUGGUCGUUUUCUGUAAAGUCUAGAGAAUGGUUGUUUUCUGUAAGGAAUUACAGAGAUUAUUUUUUUCUGUAAAGAACUACUAUGGUUUUAUUGUGAUUUAACCUAUAGAGAUGAGAUAUAUCAUGUUCCAAAGGUUUCUUCCAAAUAGAUGUUUUUCCUCAAAGGAAUACACUGUUUAUUUACAACCGUGGAAGUUGUAUAAAACUGUAACAACAGAGCUUCAAUGACUAAAGUUCACAUUACAGUUAGUCUUGUCGCUUUACCCAUUCUCUUGAUAUCUCUUUUUGCAAAAAAAUUAAGUGUAUGGUCCUGUUUUAACUCAUGUAUUUUGAAAACCUUUAACUGGAUUAAAGGUUGGAUUAAAAGAAAUGACUUCAGAGCAUUUACAGACUACAAGGCAGAUACAGUAUUAAAAUUUAUGAUUAAAAGGAUCUGAUGAAACUAAUCCAAGAUGGAAAUCCAUGAAGAUCCAAAGGCAAAAAAGAAAAUAAAGAUUUUCUUUUUUAUAUUUUACUUUACUUUGAAAAUAACAUUGUAGAACUCAGUGAAAGAACAACCAGGAUCUGCUUUUAAGUCCUUUGUUGAGGUGUAGAUAUUUAUUUAAUGUUUUAUAUGAAGUUUGUGAUAGAAAAUAUCUGCAUUGGGAUUAAUUGGUCUUUUAUCCAAAACCUUUAGAGAGAAGAGUGCAUUUGAUACCUUUUUUUAUUUCCUUUCUAAGAUUUUUUUUUUUAUAAAGGCCUAAAAGCAUUAGUACUCAAUUUGAACAUCAGCUCUUUUUUUUUUUUACAAACAGUUAUUGUCAUUACAAAAAAAUAAAAGAAAAGCGUCAGUUACAAUGAGUAUUAUAUAAUCUCAUUCUAUAUAUGUAUAUAGAUAUAGGUUGUGCAUUUUAUUUAAGUUAUUUGAUAAUGAUUUUUUUUUCUACAAUUUCAUCUGAUUAGUUAUGAGGUUUUGAUUUGGUAUACUGGUCUUAUUAGCUGUUAAUAAAUAGAUACAUAAAAAUCAUAUGUAUUAGUAAAACAAUUUUCAUUAUCAUAUCAUUUUUAUAGUAAAUUAUUAUUACUAAUUUCAUUAUUAUUUUUGUUAUUAUUAUUAUUAUUAUUAAUAUCACUAUUAUCAUCAUCAUCAUUAUGACUAAUGACUGUUGCUCUUGUCCAGUAUUUGGGUCAAUUGUUAGCCUAAUAUAAGCUCAAUGUCACAAAUAACAUGCAGGACAAUAGUGUUGUUCAUUACAUGUUUAUAAAAAAAAAAUAUGAUUAUAAACUGUAUUGAUUAUUAUGAUGAUUAUUAAGGAUCAUUGCUAUUAGUCUUAUUAUUAUUGUAAUUUGUUACUUUAUUAUUAUUAUUAUUAUUAUUAUUAUUAUUAUUAUUAUUAUUAUAAUUAUCAUCAUCAUUAUCAUAGAAUCAUUAUUCAGUAUUGUAUAUUUCAGUAGCAUCAGUAUUGAUAUUUUCUUGAUAAAUAUCUAGAUACAUAUAUACAUAUUAUAUAUAUAUAUAUAUACUGUAUAUAUAUGAUAUACGACUUAGCCACAUUUUUAGUAUGACAACGUCUGUGUUAUAGUAAAUGACAAAGUUUAGACUGAGGAAUUUUUAUGUUGUAUAUUAGGUCUGAUCCUUGAUUGAGUGAGUAAUUUAUGGUUUUAUGAGAACUGUAUACCUUUCAGUAAAAUUUUUUAGUAGUGUAUGUAUAUUCUGAUAAAUUAAAUGUGAAGUUUGUUUCA